Molecule: messenger RNA, 2258 nt
Organism: Bubalus bubalis (water buffalo)
Lineage: Eukaryota; Metazoa; Chordata; Mammalia; Artiodactyla; Bovidae
Gene: N4BP3
Product: NEDD4 binding protein 3
Exons: 5
Coding region: 250-1881 (543 amino acids)
Cellular component (GO): cytoplasmic vesicle
Source: RefSeq, a predicted model, not a curated record
CCCUCCGCCUCUGGGGCAGGAUAGCGAGCGCGGCCGAACGCGUCCCUCCCUCGCCAAUCCGGCUCCGGAGCCCGCCCGCCCGCGUUUUCCCGGCGCCUGUCGCCUGGCCGCUCCAGCCUGGUUCGCAGUCUCGGCCGGAGCUGGCGCCCUGGAGGAAGGGUUCAAAUCCGCGCGCAAGGGAGCUGCAGCGCGCGAGGGGUGCGGAUGGGCGCCAGGAUGAAGCAGCCGCCUGUGCCCUGGUGAAACUUCAUGGCCACAGCCCCAGGCCCUGCUGGCAUUGCCAUGGGCAGCGUGGGCAGCCUGUUGGAACGGCAGGACUUUUCCCCUGAAGAGCUACGGGCAGCACUCGCAGGAUCUCGGGGCUCCCGCCAGCCUGAUGGGCUCCUCCGGAAAGGCUUGGGCCAGCGCGAACUCCUCAGCUACCUGCACCUUCCCAAGAAGGAUGGCAAGACCACCAAGCGGGCCCCUCGGAAUGAGCCUGCCGACUAUGCCACCCUCUACUACCAGGAACACCCUCGGGCUGGUGACUUCAGCAAGACCUCGCUGCCUGAACGGGGGCGUUUUGACAAGUGUCGCAUUCGCCCAUCAGUAUUCAAGCCGGCCUCGGGCACCGGGAAAGGCUUCCUGUCCAUGCAGAGCCUGGCGGCCCACAAGGGCCAGAAGCUGUGGCGCAGCAAUGGCAGCCUGCACACGCUGGCCUGCCACCCGCCCCUGAGCCCCGGGCCCCGGGCCAGCCAGGCCCAGGCCCGUGCCCAGCUGCUGCACGCCCUCAGUCUGGAUGAGGGCGGCCCUGAGCCCGAGCCCAGUCUGUCUGAUUCCUCCAGCGGGGGCAGCUUUGGCCGCAGUCCCAGCACUGGUCCCGGCCCCUUCAGCUCCUCCCUGGGCCACAUUAACCAUCUUGGGGGCUCCCUGGACCGGGCCUCACGGGGUUCCAAGGAGGUUGGGCCACUGGCUCUGCUGAACUGCCUGCCUGAACCACCGCCCCCCUACGAAUUCUCCUGCCCCGCCGCCGAGGACAUGGGGACUGUGGUGCCGGACACCUGUGAGGAGCUCAAGAGGGGCCUGGGUGAGGAGGAUGGCGCCAAUCCCUUCACACAGGUGCUGGAAGAGCGCCAGCGGCUGUGGCUGGCUGAGCUGAAGCGCCUCUACCUGGAGCGACUGCACGAGGUGACCCAGAAGGCCGAGCGUAGUGAGCGCAACCUCCAGCUGCAGCUGUUCAUGGCCCAGCAGGAGCAGCGGCGCCUACGCAAGGAGCUGCGAGCACAGCAGGGCCUGGGCCCGGAGCCCCGGCCACCAGGCAGCCUCCCAGAGACCGAUCCUAGCGCACGAGCAGAGGAGGAAGCCCGCUGGGAGGUGUGCCAGAAAACAGCAGAGAUCAGCCUCCUGAAGCAGCAGCUGCGGGAAGCCCAGGCGGAACUGGCUCAGAAGCUAGCUGAGAUCUUCAGCCUGAAGACACAACUUCGGGGCAGCCGGGCACAAGCCCAGGCCCAGGAUGCAGAGCUGGCCCGGCUGCGAGAGGCCGUGCGGAGCCUGCAGGAGCAGGCCCCUCGGGAGGAGGCCCCAGGCAGCUGUGAGACCGAUGACUGCAAGAGCAGGGGGCUGCUAGGGGAGGCGGGAGGCGGUGAGGCCAGAGAUGGGGCUGAGCAGCUGCGGGCCGAGCUCCUGCAGGAGCGGCUCCGAGGCCAGGAGCAGGCGCUGCGCUUUGAGCAGGAGCGGCGGACGUGGCAGGAGGAAAAGGAGCGGGUGCUGCGCUACCAGCGGGAGAUCCAGGGCGGCUACAUGGACAUGUAUCGCCGCAACCAGGUGUUGGAACAGGAGCUGCGGGCGCUGCAGGAGCCCCCCACGCCCUGGAGCCCUCGGCUUGAGUCCUCCAAGAUCUGAGGCCCUCGGAGCAAGCUGACAGCAGAAGCACUGUCAGAAGAUGGCUUGGACAAGCCCACCCUGAGAUGGCCAGCCCUUUCCGUACAUUGGUCUGGGGUGGAAGCUGCUGAGACCAGCCAGGGAUGGAGAGGCUGGCCGAGAGGAGGGACCCAGUGGGGCUGUGGGCUGGAUGGGGUACCAGUAGCAGGAGGAGCCAGGGCAAGGUCCCCCCUGGCUGAGGAGUCUCCAGGCAGAGCCCAGCCCUGGAGUAGGUGUGACCCAGGAAAGGAGGUUUGGAAGUGAAGAGCCCUGUGAAGCAAAAAGGGCCAGUGUGAGGAGGGGAGGCUGGGAUGGGAACUUUGGCCUCCGCAGAAUAAAAUCACAUUUUCUAUGAGGAA